Solanum tuberosum (potato) is the source of this 2173-nucleotide messenger RNA. RefSeq lists its product as uncharacterized. The record is from RefSeq and is a predicted model, not a curated record. The coding region runs from base 479 to 1924 and encodes 481 amino acids. Lineage: Eukaryota; Viridiplantae; Streptophyta; Magnoliopsida; Solanales; Solanaceae. The transcript is spliced from 3 exons.
AGUCAGUUCCAAGUCUUAACAAGCUGAGAUUUGUAAUCAAAUCACCAGCUAAUUCCAUUUAAUUAAACUAAAUUCAAACUCAUUAAUUUAAUCAAACUUGAGAUUCAAAAAAUCUCUACAAGAAGCAUCCAUGCUUCUUCUUCUACUUCUACUACAACUUCCAUUUCUUCUUCUUCUUAUUUUGCCAGUAAUACUAAUUUUCUUGAGAUCUUCAAAUUAGUAACUGAAGAAGCUGCCUAUCUAUUUCACCAUCCAUUGGCCCCCUUCUUAAAUUUUCUUUCACUGUUGCUCUGUUAGCAAUCAGUUAAAGCUGCAGAAAUAGUAACAGCUUUUUUUUUGUAUGAGUUUUCUCUGUCUCUACUAAACUUAGUAACUAAUUAAAUGCUCUUUCUCAUUCUCAGAAUCUGAUUCUACUGUUAUUUACUUUUAAGUAGUAUUUUUGUCUUCGAAUUUGAAAUUUUCAAACUGUUUUUUGAUUAUGGAUUCGAAAUUGAUGAAACCAUUGCCGAAAACAUUAAUGCUGAAAGAUUACCUGUUGGAUGAUUUGAGUUCCUGUUCAUCAAGCGGUUUCCGAUCAUAUCCUCGCCGGCAAUGCUGCACUACUGUUCGAUUUCUUCUCGAAAUCGACUUGAAGAACAAGUAUCAACCAGCACUUCCUCCGCCGCCGUACAAAACUAAACCAAUACUCCGGUCAAAACUAUCGCCGCCGUCGGCGGCAACUGCAACCGCGGCGAAGGUUUCUGCAUUUCAGAAAGCUUCCGUGGCGGUGAUUAACGCCGUGAAACACCUCCCGUUCGCCGGAGUGAGGUCUUCAUCGACGUCGAAGAAGAAGAAGCCGAUGAUGAGGACAAUUUUUCCGAGGAGUAUUUCGCGGAAGCUGAAACGAAGCUUCUGGAAGAGAGGCGAUCAUAAGGAGAUCUACUGGUGGACGGCAUUCAACCGGUUAGAUAAAGAGGAAUUAAAAUCGCCGGUAUUUUCUCCGGUUGUUAUUGGCAAAAUCGCCGGAGAUUCAAAUAGCUCAACAACGAAGAGUAAAUGUAACAGUAACACCUGGUCUUCAGAUAGUGAUUUCACUGCUUCAAGUGAUAAUUCACUGCAAACAUCAAGCGGCAAUUCUGAGGUUAACUCGACGGAAACUGUAAACGACGCCGUAGCUUCGAAGAUAUUAGGAACGGAAAAUGUGAUUUGCAGCAAAAAAGUUGGCGCAACUACCGGAGAUGAUUCAUCACAUUCAACUAUAAGCAGUCACGGUAGCACUACCAAUUCUCCCAACACAAAGAAACCUUGGCCUAAUGAAGAGAAAGAACAGUUUAGUCCUGUAUCUACAUUGGAUUGUCCAUUUGAUGAUGAAGAUGAGGUCUCUUCACCCUUUCAACAUAGAUUAACUCGUGUCGAAGGAACUACCAAGAAGCUCAUGAAGAAGAUCAAACGAUUCGAGUGUCUUACUGAGCUAGAACCACUCAACUUAGAUAAACGAAUCGCGUCCUCAGAAUCAGAGAGUGAAUCCCCUCUCAACAAUUCAUCAGAAACUGAAGUUGAUGAGGAGGAAGAGGACAAACAGAGAGUUGAAAGACAAGCACUAGACAUGGUUCAAGAAUUGAAAGAAUCAAUGCCAUCUUAUACCAUAAAAUUAAAAACAGAGAAAUUACUCUUUGAUUUCUUCAAGGAAAGGAUUCUCAAUGGUGAUGAUGAGUUCAAGAACAAACCAUUGGAAUUAGCACAAGACUGGAUAAAUGGAAAACCAAUUGAUGUACUGUUAGAUUGGAAGGUGCAAGAAAACAGGAUGGCUUACAUUAGAGCCAUUGAAACCCGAGGCGAAUGGAAGAACACAGAGUUAGAGAAACAAGAAGUGAUAUUGGAAUUGGAAGUUGACAUCUUUGCAUCUUUGAUGAAUGAAGUGUUAGUUGAUGUCAUGUUGAGCUAGCAGAGUGCAGAGUGUGGGGUAAUAACAUAGGCCAUAGCAUAGUUAACAGGGAGUUUAGGGAAACAAGAUUAUGUUCAAUUCUCAAGGUUGUUUUUGUCAUUCAGUUGCUAGCAGAAGAAUAAUAAUAUGGCUAAGCUAGAAUGAUUAAGACCACCUUGUUGAAAUGGCUUUUUUGAAUUGGAGUUGUUAGUGUUGAUCUCAUUUCUUUUUUUCUCUUCCUUGGAGAAAGAUGGGUGGUGAAAUGUUGAA